Messenger RNA from Rotaria sordida, 268 nucleotides. The record is from the annotation of a GenBank genome assembly. Lineage: Eukaryota; Metazoa; Rotifera; Eurotatoria; Philodinida; Philodinidae.
AUGUCACCUGUAAAAGGUAGUACAAGUACAACAACAGCAAAAAAAACAACAACAACAACAACUACAACAGCAAAAUCGUCUUCAAGUGGAACAUUAAAAAAAGGCAAAAAGAAAAUAGCCGCUGCACCACUCAAGGCUAAAACUGAAGCAAAAAAACUUGUUAAUCCACUUUUUGAAAAACGACCAAAAAAUUUUGGUAUUGGACAAGGUAAAAAAAAAAAAAACUUUAUUAAUAUGAAAUUUUUAUUGAUAUUUUAUUUAAAUAAGA